AUAAAGAAGUAAAGUAAGGAAGAACAAAAACCUUUGCACACUUUGCCGUUAUCGUCAAACGGGCGUAGUGUGCACACAUUUUUUCAGGGGAGCGUCGGAAGAAGCGUUUCAACCCGGUGGCCGCUCUCAGGUUUCUCUCUGAUAGCAGAGCUGAUAGUAUCUGGAGAAUGGCGUAUGGGUACACCCUUCUACCUAAAGCCAUAUACCGAACUGAACUGAGAGCUGAUAGUAUAUAGCGGAAAAAUAAUUAUUUAAUUUAAUAACGUAAAUUGAAGUGUAUUAUUAUAGAGAUUAAUGGAAUUUGAAAACAUCAAGAGGAUAAUUAUUUGUUUUGUAUAAAGAAAGAACAAAACUUAUCCGUCUAUCUGUCAAAGAUUGUUGUAUCUUCACUUCGAUAUAUGCACGAUGUACGUGUUGACAGCUGCUUAACCUUGUGGAGACUUUCUUUUUGUUGGGUAUUAUUCACCAUUAUCAAUAGUGGACGGACAACAAGAAUAUACAACAGUGAUAAAGCUUUGCUUCAUAACACAACAGGGAAAUAUAAUGCGAGCUAUUACACUGGAAACUAGUCGGGAAUAUGGAACAUAACCUUGCGCAAACCAAUGACAGUACGUUUUGAGCUUAGUAAUAGGAUUACUAUAAGGUCGAAUAACGAGCGUUGAUUCCAACGUUGAUAAACAUGAUUAAGGCAAUUUUGGUUUUUAAUAACCAUGGGAAACCUCGCCUUUCCAAGUUUUACCAGUACUUUAAUGAGGAUAUGCAGCAACAGAUAAUAAAAGAAACGUUCCAACUUGUGUCAAAGAGAGACGAUAAUGUAUGCAAUUUCUUGGAAGGUGGUAGUUUGAUCGGUGGAUCCGACUACAAACUGAUCUACCGACACUAUGCCACACUUUACUUUGUGUUCUGUGUUGAUAGUUCAGAAUCAGAAUUAGGAAUCUUAGAUCUAAUACAAGUCUUUGUUGAAACCUUAGACAAAUGUUUUGAGAAUGUGUGCGAACUUGAUCUCAUUUUUCAUGUGGACAAAGUUCAUUAUAUACUUAAUGAAUUGGUAAUGGGUGGUAUGGUUCUCGAGACCAACAUGACUGAAAUUCUCACAAGGAUUGAAGAUCAAAAUAAAUUAGAAAAGCAAGAGGGGACUUACAAAUCCGGACGAUCUUGCUCACCCCGUCCGUUUGUCCUUCUGGGGCCCCCUCCUUAAGUAAAUCGGCAGUAGAAAAUUGGGCCACUUUGUACAAUUUCAUUUUUGCAUAUAAUGUGAUUCGCUCGUUUUUUCUUUCUUUAUUUUACAAAAAAACUCGAAAAUAUAUCAAAGUCCUUGGUAGCUUCGCAAAGCAGUAUGAGAGCGUUCGUAACACGCAUGGUGACGCAAUUAAUGUUUGUAAAUGUCCGCUCCAUUAAUGAGUGCCUUGAUAAUGUAUACGUAUCGCAAUGCUCUGUGAAAAUAAUAAAUAUCGUCAUAUUGUGUA
Harpegnathos saltator (Jerdon's jumping ant) is the source of this 1466-nucleotide messenger RNA. It is a transcript of the gene or, whose product is annotated as AP-3 complex subunit sigma-2 or. The transcript is spliced from 3 exons. Lineage: Eukaryota; Metazoa; Arthropoda; Insecta; Hymenoptera; Formicidae. Gene Ontology annotation, cellular component: membrane coat; AP-3 adaptor complex. Gene Ontology annotation, biological process: Golgi to vacuole transport; intracellular protein transport. The record is from RefSeq and is a predicted model, not a curated record. Bases 680 to 1198 code for a protein of 172 amino acids.